CCAUAAUGUUUUGCAUUUAAGUGGUGUCAUAUAUAUAUUAUCUACAAUAUAUAAUGGCUGCCGGCUGUCAUCAGCUCGCCGGAAUCUUGCUCUCCGUCGCGUUAGCUCUCGCCACCCUCAACCUCUCCGCUUGCUAUGUCUUCAAGGGCUCUGUCACCUGCCUAGACUGCACCCAUACCCAUACCCAUCCUGCAGAUCUCUCAGGUGUCCAAGUGUCGGUGAAGUGUGGUGGGGAGAAAAACAUGGCCAUGGCGACAACAGAAGAAGAUGGGAGUUUCGAAACAACUAUCGUUCUCCCUUCUUCAAAAUCCCCAUCCUCUGUCAGCUGCAGUGCCAAGAUCCUUGGAGCCACCCGACAGCUCUACAUUCCUAUGAAAGCAUGUGAAUCCAAGAUUGUCGUCAGAGCUAUCGGAGAAUCAAACCACAACCACUACAUGAUGACCACCUCGGAGCCUCUUAGGUUUUACACAAAAUGUCCAAAUGCAAAAUGUGGGGGUGUUGGUAUUGGUGGGUCAAAGACGGUGGAUCUGCCUUUGCCAAGGGAGUGGGGACUCCCACCAACCAGCUAUUACUCCUUGCCUUUCUUCCCCAUCAUCGGCAUACCCUAAUAACUAAGUCUUAUUGCGUCAUGUUAAAUAGUUUUUGUCAUCGUCAGAUUUUCUUUGAUUAAGAGUCAAACUUUGCAAAUACAACUUAGUCAAAUCUAAAUUAGUCGUUUCAUUGUAAUGGAUUCCAUGUGUUUAUGUAAAAUACUAAAAUUAAAUAAAUGAUAACUCUAAAAGUUGUGUCUGAAGAGUUAAAGCAA
Molecule: messenger RNA, 805 nt
Organism: Ipomoea triloba (trilobed morning glory)
Lineage: Eukaryota; Viridiplantae; Streptophyta; Magnoliopsida; Solanales; Convolvulaceae
Exons: 2
Coding region: 54-608 (184 amino acids)
Source: RefSeq, a predicted model, not a curated record